GUUUGUAAUCGGAGUUCUCUCGAGAGUAAGAUCAUUUCCCCCGCCGAACACGGGGCGGUGAGGAAGGGCAAAAUGGAACUUUGGUCGCGAGAUCGGACCAGGCGAAAUUUCGCCCGCGAUUUCGAGUCAUCGAGAGUGCGCAUCACCAUUCAGGCCUUCACCCGGGGCUCUUUUUCUCAAUUGCACUUCUCACUCUGAGCUGGAAGUUUCGGCGACCUCCAGCUAUAUUCUCUUUCCGGACCGCACAGAAGCGCCUGUGAUCGAGGAUAGCUUUCUAGGUCCUGGAUAUUAGGCCCUAGUUCUUCUUUAUAUCCAGAAAGUCACAGGAUGAAUUGACAGGAACAACCCUUUUUACGAAAAGCUACAACUUGUCUUUGACUGUCAACCCCGCACUCAUAUCCUCGUCCUAGCCGCCGGCCCUCACCAUGGCAGGACCUACUAAGAUCAAUAUUCUCGGUCGCGAGAGCAUCGUGGCAGACUUUGGAAUCUGGAGAAACCAUGUCGCUCAAGACCUGCUGACCGCUUGCCCGGCUACCACCUACGUCCUUAUUACCGACACGAAUAUCGGCUCGAUCUACACCCAGAGCUUCAAGGAUGCCUUCGAGAAGGCAACUGCGGGUGCCGCACCUGCACCCCGGCUUUUGAUCAAUGAGAUACCCCCCGGUGAAAGUUCGAAGUCGCGCCAUACGAAAGCAGAUAUCGAGGACUGGAUGCUGAGUCAGAGCCCACCAUGCGGCAGGGACACAGUGAUCAUUGCGUUGGGAGGAGGUGUGAUCGGUGACCUUACUGGUUAUGUGGCAGCGACCUACAUGCGUGGAGUCCGCUUCGUCCAGGUUCCCACGACUCUUCUGGCUAUGGUGGACUCUUCGAUCGGAGGCAAGACCGCGAUCGACACCCCGUUGGGAAAGAAUCUCAUUGGUGCGAUCUGGCAGCCUACGCGGAUCUAUAUCGAUCUCGAGUUUUUGAGUACGCUCUCGGAGCGUGAGUUCAUCAACGGGAUGGCGGAAGUGAUCAAAACUGCCGCGAUCUCGAGCGAAGAGGAGUUUACCGCUCUGGAGGAGAAUGCAGAUGCUAUCUUGGCAGCGGUCCGCAGUAAGAAGCGAGGCCCAGAGCGCUUUGAAGGUAUCCAAGACAUCUUGAAGGCAAGAAUCUUGGCUUCUGCACGUUUCAAGGCGUACGUGGUCUCCGAGGAUGAGCGUGAAGGUGGUCUGCGGAACCUGCUCAACUGGGGCCAUUCAAUCGGACACGCCAUUGAGGCUAUCGUUACUCCACAAGUUCUGCACGGAGAAUGUGUGGCCAUUGGCUCAGUCAAGGAAGCAGAGCUUGCGCGACACCUGGGCAUCCUCAAGGGGGUUGCGGUAUCCCGUGUCGUCAAAUGUCUUUCAGCCUAUGGGCUGCCUACUACGCUCAAGGACGAGCGGAUCAGGAAACUGACGGCCGGCAAACACUGCUCGCUCGACCAGAUAAUGUUCAACAUGGCGUUGGACAAGAAGAACGAUGGCCCAAAGAAGAAGGUUGUUCUUCUCUCCGCAAUCGGUCGCACCUAUGAACCAAAGGCUAGCGUGGUCUCAAACGAAGAUAUCAAAGCUGUCAUGGCCCCGAGCAUCGAGGUGUCUCCGGGUGUGCCACAGUCACUCGACGUUAUCUGCACACCCCCGGGUUCGAAGAGCAUUUCAAACAGAGCUCUUGUUCUUGCGGCCCUGGGCUCUGGCACGUGUCGCAUCAAGAAUCUGCUCCAUUCCGACGACACUGAGGUCAUGCUUAACGCACUUGAACGACUAGGUGCCGCUACCUUCUCCUGGGAAGAGGAGGGAGAAGUCCUGGUUGUUAAUGGCAAGGGUGGUAAGCUGGAGGCUACCCCUACGCAACUCUAUCUCGGCAAUGCUGGUACAGCAUCGCGGUUCCUCACGACGGUGGCUACUCUUGCGACCCCGACGACUGAAGUCGACUUUAACGUUCUGACUGGAAACAACCGGAUGAAGCAGCGACCUAUUGGAGAUCUGGUCAAGGCUUUGACGGCUAACGGUGCCUCGGUGGAGUAUCUCGAGAAGCAAGGAAGCUUGCCCCUGAAGAUUGCCGCCUCUGGUGGCUUCGCCGGAGGAGAGAUCGAGCUGGCCGCGAAGGUGUCCUCUCAAUAUGUCUCCUCGCUGCUGAUGUGCGCACCAUAUGCUAAGGAGCCCGUCACACUGCGCCUCGUGGGCGGAAAGCCCAUCUCGCAGCCCUACAUUGAUAUGACAACCGCCAUGAUGAGGUCUUUCGGUAUCGAUGUACAGAAAUCUACCACGGAGGAGCAUACCUAUCAUAUCCCCCAGGGCAGAUACGUCAAUCCGUCCGAGUAUGUGAUCGAGAGCGACGCUAGCUCUGCGACGUACCCUCUGGCUAUCGCGGCCAUCACUGGUACGAAAUGUACGGUUCCCAACAUUGGAUCGAAGUCUCUUCAGGGAGACGCUCGCUUCGCAGUUGACGUCCUCAGACCAAUGGGUUGCACGGUCGAGCAGACGGAUACGUCGACUACUGUGACUGGUCCUGCCGAUGGUAUUCUCAGGCCGCUGCCAAACGUGGAUAUGGAGCCGAUGACGGAUGCUUUCCUCACUGCGUCGGUCCUUGCAGCGGUCGCAAGAGGCCAGGGAUCGAACCACACCACCCGUAUCUAUGGUAUUGCAAACCAGCGAGUCAAGGAAUGCAACAGAAUCAAGGCCAUGAACGAUGAGCUCGCCAAAUUUGGUGUCACCUGCCGCGAGUUCGAUGAUGGAAUCGAGAUUGAUGGAAUUGAUCGGUCUACGUUGCGACAGCCCACGGAAGGCAUUUACUGCUACGAUGACCACCGCGUUGCUUUCAGUUUCAGCGUUCUUGCACUUGCAGCCCCUCAGCCGACUCUUAUCCUUGAGAAGGAGUGCGUCGGUAAGACGUGGCCUGGCUGGUGGGACACCAUGAAGCAGCUUUUCAAGGUGAAGCUUGAAGGCAAGGAGCUUAAGGAUGAGCACUCUGCAGUUGCACGUGUCGAGAAAGCCUCCGCAUCUAUCUUCAUUAUCGGCAUGCGCGGUGCUGGAAAGACAACAAGUGGACACUGGGUCGCGCGUUCAAUGAAGCGAGAGUUCGUGGAUCUCGACACUGAACUGGAGCGUAUUGAGGGCAUGACUAUCCCUGAGAUUAUUAAGGAGAGAGGCUGGGAAGGAUUCCGCGACGCUGAAUAUGCUCUUCUCAAGCGUGUGAUGACGGAGAAGCCUACUGGAUAUGUCUUUGCAUGCGGCGGCGGUGUCGUCGAGAUCCCCGAGGCUAGGAAACUGCUCGUCGACUACCACAAGAACAAGGGGAACGUUCUGCUUAUCAUGCGCGACAUCACGCAAGUCAUGAACUUCCUGCAGGUCGACAAGACGCGCCCAGCUUACGUUGAGGACAUGAUGGGCGUGUGGCUCCGCCGCAAGCCGUGGUUCCAGGAAUGCAGUAACAUCCAGUACUACAGCCAGCCUGUGACUGGGAGAAGCCUGACCCUCGCAUCGGAGGACUUCAACCGGUUUUUACGAGUUGUUACAGGACAGAUCGAUACUCUUAACAUCCUCAAGAAGAAGGAACACUCGUUCUUUGUCUCGCUGACGUUGCCCGAUCUACGUCCUCAUGCCGAUAUCCUCGAGAAAGUUGUAGUCGGGUCAGAUGCUAUAGAGCUACGGGUGGAUCUGCUCAAGGAUCCAAACUCGGACAGUGAUAUCCCUUCUGUUGACUAUGUCGCAGAGCAGAUGUCUUUCCUCCGAAGCCGCGUCGCUCUGCCGUUGGUGUUCACGAUCCGAACCAAGGCACAAGGCGGUCGCUUCCCAGAUGAUGCUUAUGAUGCUGCGAUCGAACUAUACCGGCUGGCCAUGAGAUCAGGGGCCGAGUUCGUUGACCUAGAGAUUACAUUCCCUGACGACCUGCUGCAGACAGUCACGGAGAUGAAGGGCUACUCGAAGAUUAUCGCAUCGCACCAUGACCCAGUUGGAAAGCUGUCAUGGGAAAACGGAUCCUGGAUUCAGUUCUACAACAAAGCUCUUCAGUACGGAGACAUCAUCAAGCUGGUCGGCGUUGCGAAGACGUUCCAUGACAAUUCCGCUCUGAUCAGGUUCAAGGAGUGGGCUGAGGAGUCUCAUGAUGUCCCCGUUAUCGCGAUCAACAUGGGCGAUGACGGCCGCCUUAGCCGUAUCCUGAACGGCUUCAUGACGCCAGUGUCGCACCCCAGUCUUCCUUUCAAGGCUGCACCGGGUCAGCUAUCUGCGACUGAGAUCCGCAGGGGUCUUUCCCUGAUCGGUAGUGUCAAGCCUAAGAAAUUUGCUCUCCUUGGAAAGCCGAUCUCCGCAUCACGUUCUCCGGCUCUGCACAACACCCUCUUUGCUGAGAUGGGUCUCCCACACCGUUAUGAGCUGCUUGAGACGGACAAUGCGCAGGAUGCCAAAGAAUUUAUCCGGUCUCCAGAUUUUGGUGGUGCCUCAGUUACUAUUCCGCUGAAGCUGGAUAUCAUGCCUCUUUUGGACGAAAUUGCGCAGGAAGCCCGGUUGAUCGGCGCUGUGAACACCAUCGUCCCCGUCAGCGACGGGGAGAACCAGCCCUCGCGCUUGGUCGGCCACAACACUGAUUGGCAGGGGAUGGUGCGCUGUAUUCGCAACGCGGGCGCAUAUGGUUCCGCCGGCAAGUCGAGUGCCUUGGUCAUCGGAGGUGGAGGAACUGCUCGCGCCGCGAUCUACGCUGUGUACAGCAUGGGCUACUCUCCCAUCUACGUCCUGGGUCGGAACCGCGAGAAGCUACAGGGUAUGGUAGCUCCGUACCCUAGCGGAUACAAUAUCCGCAUCGUGGAAGACAUUGCCGACAUAGAGAGCAUCCCGCACGUUGCCAUUGGCACGGUACCUGGUGAUAAGCCCAUCGAUCCUGGCAUGCGGGAAGUUCUCUGCCGCAUGUUCGAACGGGCUCAAGAGAUUGAUGGAAACGUUGGGGGUAACAGGACCGACAAGGUGCCUCGCGUGUUGCUGGAAAUGGCCUACAAGCCUGCCGUGACGGCACUGAUGCAGCUGGCAUCUGAUGCAGGUUGGACUGCAGUGCCGGGGUUGGAGGCGCUUGUCGGACAGGGUGUCUAUCAGUUCGAAUACUGGACGGGUAUCUCACCGUUGUACGAGGACGCAAGGGCUGCCGUGAUGGGCACAAAGUCAACGGAGAACUGAUCUCAUUUCUUUGUCUUGGAUAUUUACUCGGAGCGGAUAGUCUAGACAUCGACGUGUAACGGUAGAAAAAGACAGAAAAGUUAGAUUCGCUUUUACUAUCUCUACAUUAUUUGAAUUUUGUAUAUACCAAGCAGAUACUACUCUCGGAUCUCCUAGUUCACCGUCUUAUAGAGUUACAGAGUUACACUAUUAUUCUUGAAA
Molecule: messenger RNA, 5384 nt
Organism: Paecilomyces variotii
Lineage: Eukaryota; Fungi; Ascomycota; Eurotiomycetes; Eurotiales; Thermoascaceae
Product: Shikimate dehydrogenase
Exons: 5
Coding region: 426-5183 (1585 amino acids)
Biological process (GO): chorismate biosynthetic process; aromatic amino acid biosynthetic process
Cellular component (GO): cytoplasm
Molecular function (GO): 3-dehydroquinate synthase activity; shikimate kinase activity; 3-dehydroquinate dehydratase activity
Source: RefSeq, a predicted model, not a curated record